AUGGUUGGAGUGGUGAGUUGUUGGAUUUUUUAUUCAUGUGCUGAAAAAUUCAGCCUGAAAUUAAUUUUAGAUCAAACCAUCGAAAGAACUUUUGAAUGUUUUGAAAAAAUGGGCUGGAGGAAAUGUGAAAUUCGAAAAAUAUGAAAAUCAAUUAGAUGUUAAAUUAAAUCGACCAGAUAAACAUAACUCAUUAAGUGGAACUAUGAUGUUAGAAUUGGCUGAACAUUCAGAGGUUCGAUUAAAAUAUUUUCAAGGUUAUAUCUAACAAUUAUAUUUUCUACAGAAAUUCACAGAUCCAAAAAUAUCUAUAAUUCGGAUUUCCGGUGCUGGAAAAUCGUUUUGUUCUGGAGCUGACCUUGGAUUAAUCAAAGAUAUUUCGGAGAAUAAUCUUGGAAUUGAAAUGUUCGAAUUUAUGUCGAAAGUUUUGAGAAGAAUCAGUUCAUCGAAAGCAAUUUCAAUUGCAAAUAUUCAUGGAUAUGCAUUUGGUGGAGCAACCGAAAUUUGUUCUUCUGCUAAUAUUCGAAUUGCUGAUGCAAAAUCGAAAAUCAAGUUUUCUCAAAGUAUGAUGGGAAUUGUUCCUUCUUGGGGCGGAGCCGAAUAUUUAGAGGUUUGUUUUUGAAAUUUCAAUUUUAUACUGCUCAGAAGAGCAGAUCACUACAACUCCAAAAGUAAAUUCGGGAUUGUGCGGUCAUCAAGCCAUAAAGGCUGUUUCACGCUCGCAAUCUGCCCGUCUCCCUUUCAUCGCAGUUGGCAUCAUUACCAGAUAAUUGGGAAUUACGAGAUACAUACUGCAGAAAUGAUUCUGUAUAGUAUGGUCUCAAAAAUUCUCUCUUUCUCUGCAGAGGUCUAUAGAAUGUGUGGCGGACAUUUGCCGUGUAUUGCAUUCUAUCAUCUUUUGUGUAUGCUUUGCUCCGCCCCCUUUUUUCAUUUGUGUUGUGUGCGAAGAAAAUGUUUGUUUUUCAUCGGAUUUUUUCUUGCAGGAAAUAAUGGGAAGAGGCCGUGCUCUUUCAGCAAUGUGUCGAGCAAAUGUAAUGACUGCUGAAGAAGCUGAAAAACUUGGAUGGAUCGAUUUUGUUUAUAAAAAUGAAGAUGAAGCUAAUGUGAAUAACAAAAAGCUUUUCAAGCAUAAAACCCUAAUUUUUUCCAGAAAUUUCUCCAAGAAUUUACUUCAUCUGGUUAUAAGGUUGUUCAAGCUCAAAAAGCAAUGUUGAAUGCUGUGAAAAAAUACGAAUUCGAGAAACAAAAACAUAUUUUGGAUGGAGUUUGGAAAGGUGAAACACAUAAAAAUGCACUGAACAAACAAUUUGAAGCGAUUGUUAAAAAAUCAGGAAAUUAA
Messenger RNA from Caenorhabditis angaria, 1336 nucleotides. The record is from the annotation of a GenBank genome assembly. Lineage: Eukaryota; Metazoa; Nematoda; Chromadorea; Rhabditida; Rhabditidae.